Molecule: messenger RNA, 393 nt
Organism: Plasmodium vinckei vinckei
Lineage: Eukaryota; Apicomplexa; Aconoidasida; Haemosporida; Plasmodiidae
Product: conserved Plasmodium protein, unknown function
Exons: 3
Coding region: 1-393 (130 amino acids)
Source: RefSeq, a predicted model, not a curated record
AUGAGAAUUUCCAAAUUGACUAAUACCCAGCUAAAUUGCAUAAAAAAUGCAAAGUAUUUUUUUAGUGGGUACUCAGGGAAGCAUGUUUCUGAUAAAGAUUUAGUCAAAAAAAACGAUGAUUGGUAUAUCGAAGAAACAAACUUUUGCUUGGGAAGAGUAACGAAAUUGCGAUUUUCGGAGAAAGAUGACAUGGCUAGAAGAGUUUUAAAAAUUAUGGAUAGCCAAAUAAGUAAAAUGUAUACAAGACUAAGAGACGGAACAGUUAUUCCAUAUAUGUCCUUUUAUUUAAACGAUGUAAUAGAUAAACCAGCCCCUAAUCAUCAGUUUAUUGAACAGCCACUAAUAAAAUGGACAUGGGAUGAAGCAUAUGAUGAAGCUUAUGAAGAAGAAUAA